Molecule: messenger RNA, 1067 nt
Organism: Drosophila ficusphila
Lineage: Eukaryota; Metazoa; Arthropoda; Insecta; Diptera; Drosophilidae
Gene: Cp36
Product: chorion protein S36
Exons: 2
Coding region: 83-913 (276 amino acids)
Source: RefSeq, a predicted model, not a curated record
CGGUCAGCGAUUAUAGGCGCUAUAAAGAGCCCGAUUCGUUGGCAGACAGCGAGCAGUAGACGAUCCACACGUGAACGGCAACAUGCAACUCGGUCUCUGGUUUGGCAUCAUCGCCAUCGCCGCCGCGCCGCUGGUGAGCGCAAGUUAUGGUCCCGCUGGUGGACAGUACCUGUCCGGUCCGAAUGCCGGACUCGAGGAGUACGUGAAUGCGGCGACGGGCGGCAGCCAGCCGGCCGCCAAUCAGAUUGCCUCGCAGGCCGAGAUCCAGCCCUCGCCGGAGGAGGCGCGUCGUCUGGGUCGCGUCCAGGCCCAGCUGCAGGCUCUCAAUGCCGAUCCCAACUACCAGAAGCUGAAGAACUCCGAGGACAUCGCCGAAUCCCUGGCCGAGACCAAUCUGGCCAGCAACAUUCGCCAGGGCAAGAUCAAGGUGGUGUCGCCGCAGUUCGUUGACCAGCAUCUGUUCCGCUCCCUGCUGGUGCCGUCGGGCCACAACAACCACCAGGUGAUCGCCACCCAGCCCCUGCCGCCCAUCAUUGUCCACCAGCCCGGUGCUCCGCCAGCCCAUGUGAACAGCGGUCCGCCGACCGUGGUGCGCGGCAAUCCGGUGAUCUACAAGAUCAAGCCAUCGGUGAUCUACCAGCAGGAGGUGAUCAACAAGGUGCCCACUCCGCUGAGCCUCAAUCCCGUCUACGUGAAGGUCUACAAGCCGGGCAAGAAGAUCGAGGCUCCUCUGGCCCCGGUGGUCGCUCCCGUCUACAGCCAGCCGAGGGAGUACAGCCAGCCCCAGGGAUACGGAAGCUCCGGAGCUGCCGCCUCUGCCGCCGGUGCCGCCUCCGCCGCCGAUGGCAAUGGCUACGGCAACGAGGCCCCACUGUACAACAGCCCCGCCCCGUACGGUCAGCCCAGCUACUAGGGCGCUCAUCCUGGUCGGAAUGGGAAUGGGAAGGGGGUUCCUCCUCCGGUUCCUCCUCAGCUGCGACAGCUGGCUUAAUUUAAAUGUAUGCUUUUUUUUUCUUUGCCCGCCGCCGAGUGGCCGAAUAAAAAAUGGAAAAAUCUUAAAACGCAAA